Molecule: messenger RNA, 727 nt
Organism: Cyprinodon tularosa
Lineage: Eukaryota; Metazoa; Chordata; Actinopteri; Cyprinodontiformes; Cyprinodontidae
Product: progonadoliberin-1-like
Exons: 4
Coding region: 346-633 (95 amino acids)
Biological process (GO): multicellular organism development
Cellular component (GO): extracellular region
Molecular function (GO): hormone activity
Source: RefSeq, a predicted model, not a curated record
AAUUCAAAGGUCAACCAAAGACACAAAAAACAAACACAGUAUUUGUAAAGAAAAAGGACUAAAGGUGAAAUCUGGCACUCAACCAACCAGUGAAUCAGCAAAGAGCUUCCUGUUUGUCACUCUUUGCAACUUGCUAUUUUUAAUGAACUGCACACAUAAGUCAAACACGUAGUGUAAUCUUUUAAAUAGCUCUGUGGGUUGCCACUUUGUUCCCUCUUUGCAGCCUCCCCCCUGCAGUGAAGUGAUGGAGGAAACAAAGCAGUAGAGCCUUAUAUAAAUCCUCAGUGUUUGCAUGACUCCCAAAGCUCAACAGGGCAGGUUGGAGGAGCUCCUGUGAACAACAGAAUGGCUGCUAAAACGCUGACGCUCCGGCUUCUCCUGCUGGGGACGGUUCUGUCGCUGGCCAGCUGUCAGCACUGGUCGUUUGGUCUGAGCCCAGGAGGAAAGAGGGAAUCGGAUGGCUUUCCAGACAUGCUGGACAGCCAGAUAUUUGAAGGUUUGGCGAAUGCAGAGGCACCCUGCAGUGUUCUGGGCUGUGCAGAGGAGUCACCGUUUGCCAAAUUCUACAGAAUGAGGGGCCUUCUUGCGAGGGUACCUGAGGGGGAACGCAGACAUCAGGCAUUCAAACAGUGAUGUCUUAUGCAAUGAUAUGUUAUAGAUGUAGGAGUUGCUGCAUAUUUGCCUUUUUUCCCCAAAAAUUCUGAAUAAAAACUAUAGAAUCUUUUGC